AGACCCAGAAAUACGAGCGCGCUAUGAACACGUUCCAGUCCGUCGCCGAGACCAUGGCCCGGUUGAGCGACGAGGACUACGAGGCGCAGCUCGGUCAGCUCCAGCGGCUCUACACGCCCGCCACGGAGCAGGAUCAAACGGUCUGAGUGUGUUAAGCCAAAGCUGACACCAAAGGGCGGACAGGGUGGCUAUAUACCAGUACUCAAAGAGAAGAGGAGCUGCCGGGGGGGGCCUCGAAUUCGCCCUCGUCGUGUAGCAACGUUCAUGUCCAGCAUAUCAUACACGUUGGAUGCAUUGUGGUUCAUUUUUACUGCGUCGUUCCAACAACAUUAAUUGACUUCAUACUACGAGUACGUUUGAUACUACUUCUAGUAAUUAUUUUGUACGUAGUGUGUCCUACUACUACUGUAGUACCACUUAGUAAUAUCCAAUAUCUGUUUGACAAUACGAGUAUAUCAGCACCCCUGUAAAGCCGGGCGACCCGAAACCCUUUUAUAAAAUGCCCCCCCCCCCCCCUCCCAAUACGCGAGCACUAGCAUGCAGCUUAGAGUCAGACAUGUACAUUGCUGUCAAAGACCGGAGGUCCCAACACACAACAACCAGCAAAUUGCUAUUUUAAACUAAUUUCGCAACACUUGUUGCUCGUCGGUAGCGGCUCGUCCUGAUGUUCUAUUUCUUUCUACGCCACUCCAACAGCAAGUUCCCGUCAAGGUGUUUCGCGCCGCACAUCUUGACAAAGAUUCACCAUACCGCUAUACGGCUCUGCAAAUUAAUAUAUGUACGCACCAAAGUAGUAUAUCGAGUGAGACGUCGCAGAAGACCUGCCGUCCGCUGGGUUUUUUUUUAUAGCGCGUGCCCUAGCUGACAUUUGAAAGUUAUUAACAAAAUGAUAAACGUUUACGGGCUUUUGCGAGGGAUCACGUACAAAUACUGCAAGUCGUCGACUCGUGAGCCCCUCAUUUGCACUGCCAAUUUCGCUUCGCUCAUGGCGGGCAAGGCAUAAUCGAUAGUAACUACACCGCAGAGCAACUACUGUAACCCAUGCACCGAUUGCAGACCUUCGCUUCGCUCUGGUUGCACACGGGCUUUUGAGCCUUUUCCAAUGCCAGCAUCUCGUCGCACCUUUGAUCACCCAACCUGAUGAAUACACAAUCCAAAUAAUAGUCGACGAAAAAUUUAACUACAGUAGAUAGCAAACGUAACCUAACAGGCCCAGAGCUGUAGGUGCGGCGAAGCUAGCAGUCUCUUCGUCUUCAAUAUCUCAACGUUUAGAGUGCCGCGCGCCGGGAAGCCACAGCAACGCAAUAUGCUUCUGUUUAUCAUUUCAAUCGUUUGAUGACUGUGCGCACACAAAAUACUGACAGUAACGAUACUUUUCCCUCUUCGCAACGAAGACGAACAAUGCAGAGUGCAACAUAUUGAACAUGAAUAGGGAUGUAGAUUCCGUGUUAUAUAAAGCUAAACCAGAUAAUUUCUGUAUUAGUUUAUGGAACCUGUUUACCCAGCGCUUACAGGAAACACGCGCUGUAAACUUGUAUCAAGCAAUUGAUGGAAAUUACUAAGCACUGCUCAAUAGUCCAUGCCAAUGGCGUUUAAUGUGUUCAGGGAAACGAGCAGCAUAAUGGAUGCAAAGGCGCGCGAUCUAUUGCAACUUCAUUCGCUUCUUUUCACUCGAGCUAACUCCUGGCUGACACGGGGCUGGGUAGCCUGUAGUGUUCAGUCGCAGCCAUUUCACGUGUUCAAUAAAUUCAACUCCUGUAUUGUAAAUACCCGGCAAAAAACCUCUGCCAAGUAGGCACGAUUCACGAACGCACCCAUGAUUCGGCUGAGAAUUAAUGGGCUGGACAGCGUGAAUACUGCCUUGAAAGUGCAAACACGAGCAUGUCUUCUCUCCCUGGACGACGAUGUACUGAACCGAAGCAUCAUCGGGCAACCUUUGUUUUGGUCACGCCUACAGAGCACUCUUGAGCGCUUUCGCGCCGAAUCCGCCUACCACGCUGACCCCAAGUAUUGCAGUGGGGGGAUCUUGCUUGCCUGUAAACGCCGUGCCAACUGAACCCCCGUCUUGGAUUCGGUAGUCAAACUAGGUCCUCUAUCGCUCCUUCCGUCUCGGACACCGGCGCUCUGACGCGCGAUCCGUGACCUUCCGAAAGUUUCGAGACCGUGGCGGUUCAGCAAGCUCUUCUGAAACUUUGAUCUGCUUCUUGUAAAAAGACAUGAUUAUAAGAAGAGCCUUCACCCCGAUUAGUAGGAGUAUGUAUCUCUAUGUUAUACCACAUAGUACUGUUACUGAUGUACUAGUAAAGUAAGAUCAUAUAAAUGUCAUAUUUUGAUUCCAUGCUGUAGUAGAACAUACUACUACUGUAGUACUUUUAUAGGUGACGCCCGGGGGGGAAGAACAACAACACCACCAUCUGCGUUGAAUCGCAGUUUCGUAGUCUUCACCGCUGAGCGUCAGCCGAGCAGCGAGCGAUGGCGAGCAGCGGCGUGGACGUGGCGCUCGCGCCCAACUCGAGCGUGAUCCUGGAGCCGGCGGACUCGCUGUCCUUCCACCUGCAGCCGCAGACGGCGCCCCAGGCCGUGCUGACGAUCCGCAACGUGGCGGACGACCGGCAGAUCGCCUUCAAGGUCAAGACCACGCGGCCACUGCGCUACCUGGUGCGGCCGAACCAGGGCCUGCUGGGGCCCAACGGCUCGGCCUCCAUCAUGGUGAUCCUGCAGCAGAAGGACUGCGACGAGCUGCUGCGCCUGGACCCGGCGGAGCGCCAGCUGGCCAACGACAAGUUCCUCGUGCAGAGCAUCUACGUGGACGACAGCUUCUACGAGCUGGUCAAGACCAAGUCCACCAAGGAGAUGGCGGACGAGCUCACCAACAUGUGGGCGCGCACGGACAAGCGCGCGCUGUCCAACAAGAAGCUGCGCUGCCGCUUCGUGCAGGACGGCGAGGAGCGCCCGGCCUCCCCGCCCAGCCCGCAGCGCGCGUCGUCGACGAACGUGUCGCCCGCCAAGACGGCGGCCGCGGCCUCGGACGCGAGGUUCCAGAAUAGACUCAGCGACGAGGUGAGGGAGGAGGUGGCCACGCCCGCGCAACUGUCCUCGGCGCUGCUGCAGGACGACAAGCCGCAGGCGCCCAAGGUGGCGGAGAACAGGGAAGGAAGCAAGGAGACGGUGCAGGAAGUCGCGGCGCUCCGCAAGAAAUACGACGAGGUAAAGUUUUCCCAGAAGGUGGAGAGGAAGUGGUCGAGUUGAACGGGGAGGCUGAUGUGUUCUUGUGUGCUUGUGUGCUUGCAGUUGGUGGCGUUUACAGUGCAGCUCACGGCGCAGCGUGACGUGUUGAUGAGCGACCUGGACAAGACCCGGCAGCUGCUGCAGAAGGCUAGCACCGACGCACAGCGCGUGAAGAAGCUCUCGGAGGAAUCCUCGACCAUGCGUCACCGGAAAAACGCCGGUGGCAAUGGUGCAUCUGGCAACGAAGACUCGCAGGCGAUCACGGGCAAGGGCCCGAAGGAGGAGGGGGUAUGUCUGACGUAUUUCUUCGUUUUCUGAUCGUUGGCAUGGUGUUAUCAUAACUCACUGUGAUUAUGUUGUUGCUACAGGCAUUUGGACCCAUUCAUCUACUGAUCUGCGCGAUCAUUUUCUUUUUAGUUGGACGCUAUUACUAGGCGACGUGCUGUACCGUGUGCGAUGGAGUUAGGCAGAGACAGAAGGUGUUGCAACUCAAGUUUAAGUGGGGAAGCAACAGUACGCUUGGCGAAAGGAGUGAGAGCAUUAGAGCUUUCUGUCGACCUGCAUGGCCGACGCGUGCUUGCGCAUGUGUAUGUGGGCUCGCAGUUGAGGGGAACUUGGCUUGCUGGAGGUAGAAGAAGAUCAUGGAGCAGCAUUAGUAGUAGACCGAAUGACCGAAUGAGUACAGGAAACCAGGGGGAAUGAAUGAAUAUGCCAACCAGCUUUCUCUCGGAUUGUUGGAUGGAGCAACGAUAGAUAAGCAAGGACGCUGCGGGUAAGCGCAGCGCAUCUGGUGAACUUGGUGGUGCAUUGAUAAGAAGCAUGGGCCACGAAGUCUCUCGCCUGUAACUCUUCUUGUAUGGCCAACUCUUGGCAGUGUAGGUUGUGCAACCCUGGAUGCAGCGCCACCUUGCUAGUUAAGAAUCGCAGUGACGCUCAUUUUGCGCUUCCCCUCCAUAUCCAACGGCGC
Molecule: messenger RNA, 4195 nt
Organism: Phytophthora sojae
Lineage: Eukaryota; Oomycota; Peronosporomycetes; Peronosporales; Peronosporaceae
Exons: 1
Coding region: 2473-3249 (258 amino acids)
Biological process (GO): endoplasmic reticulum membrane organization
Cellular component (GO): plasma membrane; endoplasmic reticulum membrane
Source: RefSeq, a predicted model, not a curated record